UCAGACGAGGCUGAUGUUAAUCUCAAACAGGAAGUGAGUUGUGAGCUCUCUGAGGGGCGUCACCACAAAAUAACUGUCAAUCACACGCACACACACACACGCGCGCGCCGCUGGAGCUCAGUGAACCUGUCCUGCUCUUCUGGAGAUGAAGGAGUUUGUGUCCGUGAUGACGCGCCUCCGUUAGUGAUGGAUGACAGGAACAGACGAGAGCGGAUCACAUCCGCACACACACACCUGGAUGAAGACAGCUGUCCUCCUGAUCGAGCUCCUAGAGGUCGCAUCAUCGCAGCAAAUGUUGUGCACGCUCCUCCUCCUCGUCCACUGCGGGUUAAACCAGGCUGUAAAGGACCCGCCAUCAACAGAAACCUCAAACCCGGGAGACUGCCGAAGAGUUCCUCAGAUGGACGAUUGGACUUUAUGAGAUCUGCUGAAAGGACCCCAGUAGCCCCACAGAGGCCAGUGAGAUCAUUACCCAGAGAUCAUCUGAGUUUACCGCCUCCACCAGUUCAGACAACCACUAACUACCCAAACCAGUUUGAUGAGUCUCCUCCAUCCAGACCAGCCCCAACGUCACCUCAACCCAUAUCACACAACAACAGACCUGCGUGGACACACUCCAGACCAAGUGAGCAAGAGAAUAAACCCACACAAGUGAAUAAUACUCCAUUUCACCCUCAGGUAAAAACACAAUCAUCUGCAGGUCACACGUCUCACAGGUUUUCUCUGGAUCUGGACUCUCAGGAUUUGGACAGUUACUGUGAGAGCGAGAAGAGCUCGUUCGAUUCACACGUGAGGAAACAGCAGCAUCACGAAUGGCCUCCUGCUAAAGGAGAGAGCGACGGCAGCUUCACCAACCACAGCAAACCUGCACAGGGAUUGGCGGAUCAGAACUGGUAUGUUGGUGCAGUUAGUCGUGUGGACGCUGAACACGCUCUUCACCUGGUCAACAGGGAAGGAGCCUUUCUAGUGCGCGACUGCUCGAAGAACACUACCUAUGAGCCCUUGGUCCUCGCUGUGUUUUACGACAAAAGAGUGUUUAACAUUCAGAUCCGCUUCAGUGAUGACAUCAGCAAAUACACUCUGGGAACGGGCCUGAGAACCAAUGACAGGUUUGAUUCUGUCACCGACAUCAUCAAGUUCCACUCCAUCUUUCCCAUCGUUCUCAUUGACGGACGGAAAUCCUCCUCCUCCGCAGCAGCCAAUCAGAGGAGGCAGUGUGUGCUGAUGUACCCAAUCACAAAGCAGGAUCUGACCGAGCUGUUGAAAUAAGAGCAAAUACAAACGACCCGCGACAUCUCUGAGACUUUGACUGACCUUUUAACUUUAGAAGACAUGUUUAGUGACUUUGACUAGUACAGACUCCAAAAAAGAGCCAGAGAGAUAAUCUGAUAAAGCAAAGAAAAUCAAAUGUUUAUUAAUGUGGAUGAGUAGAAAUCAAAUAUCUAAAGGAUUCAGUAUUUUUUACAUUUUAAAACACACACAACCUUUUUUCCAGAAACUUUUAAUCCAUUUCAGUCUUUAUUUAAUCACACUUAAAAAAAUUUUUCUGUCUUGUGUAUUAUUUAAAAUAAAUAUUAUGCUUCUGAAGCCUCAGAACGAUGUACAGAUUAUAGUUUGACUUAAAACUCAUGAAUCAUGUCACAUGUUUAGUUUCUUGUUUAAUCAGUUUUAGAUUUAAAAAUGAGCAGUUGCCCUUUACAUAACAGUAAUAACAGUAACAGGUUUGAUCAUUUGAGGUAGAUUUACAAAGAUAAACACAUCAAACUCUCUC
This is a messenger RNA of Carassius gibelio (silver crucian carp), 1771 nucleotides long. Its product is annotated as cytokine-dependent hematopoietic cell linker. NCBI's taxonomy places the organism in Eukaryota, Metazoa, Chordata, Actinopteri, Cypriniformes, Cyprinidae. The transcript is spliced from 17 exons. Gene Ontology annotation, biological process: intracellular signal transduction; cell surface receptor protein tyrosine kinase signaling pathway. The coding region runs from base 187 to 1269 and encodes 360 amino acids. The record is from RefSeq and is a predicted model, not a curated record.